GCAACUGGAGCAUCCACUAAUCCGGUUAUCGUUCCUCCCUUCGCGCCGAUCGCCAACGUCUGCAAUGGCCAACCACGGAGCCGCCGCUCUCCUGAUCGCGUCCCUUCUCGUCGCUGUCACCCUCGCCGAUGCCAGGGUCGCCGUGCAGGUGCGCCGCGACCUCAACGAAGGCCACGUGAUGCCGACGGGUGAUGCGAAGGCGGUGGCGGCGCUGACGUGCAGCAAGGUGCAGGGGCUGAAGUCGGGCGAGACCUGCUUCUCGGUCGCGCUGCUCGGAGGCCUGACCCUGGAGUCGUUCCUCGUCUUCAACCCCAACAUCGACUGUGGCAAGACCUUCGUCGGCCAGUGGGUCUGCCUCCACGCCUCCACUGCUUGACCAGUUGCUGCACGCACCCGUGCACCGACCACCGCUUGCGCUAUGAAUCGAGGCCUCGAGAGGGUGCUCUCCCGCAGUCCUGCUUGUACUUCCCUUGCAAAGUGUGCUUGCUGCUUGCUGCCUUUGUUUGUUUGAGAGAUGUUGCUUGGUGGUGCUAUCUGGGGUGGACUUGCCCGUCGGUGUGUGUUUGUUGUACCAAUCAGUAAAUGUUCGUCCAUGAGGUGUACUAGUGUGGCAAGUCAGUCUCAAAAUUACCAUCGUUUAACAAAAAACUCUCAAUAUAUUUAUGAUUUGUGCUGGCAGUA
Molecule: messenger RNA, 681 nt
Organism: Hordeum vulgare subsp. vulgare (domesticated barley)
Lineage: Eukaryota; Viridiplantae; Streptophyta; Magnoliopsida; Poales; Poaceae
Exons: 2
Coding region: 65-376 (103 amino acids)
Source: RefSeq, a predicted model, not a curated record